Leptomonas pyrrhocoris is the source of this 1377-nucleotide messenger RNA. RefSeq lists its product as hypothetical. Gene Ontology annotation, cellular component: mitochondrion. Lineage: Eukaryota; Euglenozoa; Kinetoplastea; Trypanosomatida; Trypanosomatidae. The transcript has a single exon. Gene Ontology annotation, molecular function: (S)-2-hydroxy-acid oxidase activity; (S)-2-hydroxyglutarate dehydrogenase activity. The record is from RefSeq and is a predicted model, not a curated record. The coding region runs from base 10 to 1377 and encodes 455 amino acids.
AGUGCACACAUGCGUCACUUGGAUUAUUGCGUUGUUGGCGGUGGCGUUGUUGGACUCGCCGUGGGUGCUGCACUCGCCCCUUUUGGCAGCGUUGCAGUGUUGGAGCGUAACGGUGGUUUAAUUCAAGAGACGUCCUCGCGCAACAGCGGCGUCGUUCACAGUGGGCUGUACUACCCCGCAGACACGCUCAAGACGAUGCUGUGCACGGCAGGAAACCAGAACAUCUGGCGUCUUCAACAAAACUUCCCGGACGCCAUCCAUGCGAAGCGCAACGGCAAGUGGAUUGGGUCGUGCAACAACAGCGAGGACUCCCAGCUCGAGGGACUCAUCGAGAGGAUGAAGGAGCGCCACAUUCCAUAUACGAUGGUCCCGCAAAACCAGGCGCAUCGCGAGGAGCCGUUGGUCCGGAUGCAUACGAUCGUCAACUCGUCGAGUACUGGCAUUAUUGACGUGCACACACUCGCCGACUUCUUCCAUAGCAUCGUGGUGAAAUCGUCGGACGGUUACGUGCUGUGCGACUCCGACGUAAUAAAAGUGGAGCUGCCGGAGAAGAAACGGCGGUGUGACGCGAAGAGCGGAGACUCCUCUAUAAAACUAACCGUAGCCAGCCCUUCUCACGGCGAUCCCAACAAGAGCGACAGCAAUGGCAGCAAUAGCGACGACACGUACACCAUUGACGUGGACAAGGCAGUCAUCUGUGCAGCCGGCCUGCAAGCCAACACGCUCUGGUCGCGGGUGUCAUGUGGCGGCGCUAGCGUUGCCCAACCCCCCUCGCAUCGCCUCUACGCGUGCAAAGGACGCUAUGCCGGUUACCGCGGCAAGGCUCCCGUAUCACGACUGGUCUAUCCCUGUCCCUUGCCGAACUUAGUGGGGCUCGGCGUCCACAGUGUGGUAGACGUCGCUGGCCAGGUUCGCUUCGGCCCGGAUGCGGCGUACGUGGAUUCUUUCGACGACGUAAGCGUGGCACGCAGCGCAAGCGAGGAGGCGGCGUUUCUUGACAGUCAGUAUAAAGCGGUGCGACGGUACAUUCCACGUAUUGAGCGAAAGAAGUUCUUUGCGGACUUUGCUGGCAUCCGCCCAAAGCUGGCGCGGCAAGACGAGGGCUUUCGCGACUUCCUGAUUGAGUACAUUGAUCAAGUCGUGGAGGCUACGGAACCCGCUUCGCAGAACGCGACUCUCACACCUGUCAUGAAGUCUGUAAAAGGCGGAGACAGCCACCACGACGGCGAGGCAGUUGUGGUGUGGUUGAACGGGAUUGAGUCACCUGGGUUGACAGCAAGCUCGGCAAUCGGGGACUACGUCACCUCGUGGCUGGUAGGACCCAAGAGGUUCAACGAACAUCUCUCACCAUGGAGGAAUGAGAAGGUUGCCGCGUGA